Meloidogyne enterolobii is the source of this 442-nucleotide messenger RNA. The record is from the annotation of a GenBank genome assembly. NCBI's taxonomy places the organism in Eukaryota, Metazoa, Nematoda, Chromadorea, Rhabditida, Meloidogynidae.
GCUGAAACAGUCCAGUCCUUGAUUAAAAAGUAAACAUGUACCGUAUUUUCUCUAAUUGAGCGGCCGGCCGCUCUAUUUUUCAAUCUUGUCUCAAAGGGCCGCUCUAAUGGAGACGGCCGUUCAACUGAAGACUGUCGCUCAAUUAGAGCAAAUACGGCAUUUUAAUAUUAAAAAUUAUUAUUUUUAGAUGGCAGCAGAUAAUAAAAUAACUCCUCGUGAUACAACUAUGACAUUUACUUGUUUUGUUCUUUUUGAUAUGUGGAAUGCUUUGAGUUGUCGAAGUAGUCGAAAAAUGAUAUGGGAAAUUGGACUUUUUGGAAAUCGAAUGUUUUGCCUUGCAUUAGUUGGCUCUCUUUUAUGUCAAUUGGCGGUUAUUUACUUUAAACCUUUGCAACAUAUUUUUCAAACAGAAGCACUCACUAUUUUUGGUAUUUUAUAUUAA